AGGCCUGUCUUCAGUAAGAAAUGUUUAAUCAAUCAGGUUACAUAGCUGAAAUAUUUUUUCAGUAUUGUUAAAGGUCAGACUUGUAAUGGCUGUUUCAGGAUAUACCUGUAUGUCAGGAGGCUCAAGCUUCUCAGACCAAGAUAUCCACGACUAGAGCAGGAACAUCUGUUGUCACAGGGAAACUGAAUGUGAAGAAAUCUGCAAGAUGGGGAAAUACUAUCAGAUAUCAUAGACUACCCUUCUGAGGAACCUCAGGUUAUAUUCAUGGAAACUAAUAGAACCAUUGUAUGUCUGGAGUUUUUUACAGUUGUAAUACCCAUAGUCCUCCAAAGAUCUCUGACUAUUAUGUUGAUCUAGUGAUGCUUCUCAUUACACAGGAAUAGUAUUACUGUGAUCUAGUAGCCUGAUUUUGCCACCAAAGGAGAAAACACAAUCCUAUUCUUAGCUCUUAUAAAACUUACGAUUCUGAAAAUCAAGUUUCUAGCGCUUCCUUCUGCUAGCAGCAGCAGGGGGUAGGAGGAGAGGAGGUCGGGGAUGAGGGAGGCAUACAGUUUUACGAUGGGAAAAAAUGAAGGUAAUCGCAGAAGAGGUUCUGAUGGCUUCCUUUGUCUUCAUCACAGCUUAUUAAACUGCUUUCAUGUUUCAAGGCAAUCAAUCAUGCUUCCAACGUCGUCAGUCUUAAUGGUAUAGUUGCUUGCAUGUUUCUGCACAAACUAAGCGGGUUUUUGGCUGUUGUGGGUGGCACAUCAGGUAAAGGACUGAAAAUGUGUUCUUUUGGAUAUGUAUUCUUCUGCUUACAUUAAAAUCUGGUUCAUUAUUUCCCAGGCAGUAUCAGCUCGUGGAUUGCUUUCCUCUAUCAUUUGUGGUACCUCUCACAAGAUGUGUGCUAAUUAAAAAGUGCUUUUGCACAGAUCUGCAGCCUUAGCAACGUGAAUUUGGCAGUGGUAGUAUGUGACUCAAGUCUAGUGAAAUUUGAAAAAAGUAAUUCCAUCACUGUUGGUCAUAAAUAGGUGGUUUAUUUUCUGUCUUCUUUCAACUAGUGAUGUUUAGUUUCUUUCCGAUAACACUAAAAGGCAUGCAACUUUGAAUUAUAAGAGCAGUGUUUACAGGCGUAUGUUAAUCUUGCAACUUACAUGAAAGUUGGUGAAAAAAGGGUAUCCUACAGAUUAGUGCAACUGACUUGUAUCUUGGGUAUAUGCAAAAUGAAGAUAGUGUGCCUUCAGAAGAUGUAAAUGUGUCAAGAAAAAUGGACCGUAAUGCUAUAUGCUUUUGUACCAUCCAUUCAAAAAUAAAAGCACAUCUAACUACGGUGGCAUAAUUUCCUCAGGGACCACAGCAGCAUUGAGUUCUUGUUCAAAUGUAAGAAAAAUUUGGAGUUCCCAUCUCAAAAUGCUUAGUUCAAAACUCACGUGGCAGAUGCGUGAGAAAAACGUGAACUGGUAUGGGUACUGGGAAAAGGGAGAAUUGGUCAGUGUUACCAACUGACGGGGAGAGUCUCGGUUGUUUCUGUGCUUGCUCUUGUUGGGCUGUCCUUUACUUCAUGUGUCCUGGGGGAGGCGAGUCUAACAGAGGCACGGUGGAAGGAGAAUGAGGCAACUGCUUAACAGCUGGAGCUUUCCAGAAUAGGGGAGACUAUGGAAAAGGCUAUACUGGAGAAAGAGAGCUGGGAAAAGGACUUCUUGGAUCACUUGAAAAGCAGGACACCUCAUGGAUUAGCUCAGAACGCAGAAAAGAGAAGUCAAGAGAUGCAGCCCGGUGCCGAAGGAGCAAGGAGUCGGAAGUAUUCUAUGAGCUUGCUCAUCAGCUGCCCUUGCCCCACACUGUAAGCGCACACCUGGACAAGGCAUCCAUCAUGAGGCUGACCAUCAGCUACUUGCGCAUGAGGAAGCUGCUCGAUGCUGGUGAGCUGGAGACAGAAGCCAAAAUGGAGAAGGAACUGAACUGUUUCUAUUUGAAAGCUCUUGAUGGAUUUGUCAUGGUUCUGUCUGAAGAUGGGGACAUGAUUUACAUGUCUGAAAACGUGAACAAGUGUAUGGGACUCACUCAGUUUGAGUUGACAGGGCACAGUGUAUUUGAUUUCACUCAUCCAUGUGACCAUGAAGAGCUGAGAGAAAUGCUUACACACAGAAAUGGUCCUGUGAAAAAGGGCAAAGAGCAAAACACAGAGCGCAGCUUUUUUCUCAGAAUGAAGUGUACACUGACUAGCAGGGGAAGAACAGUGAAUAUAAAGUCUGCUACGUGGAAGGUACUCCACUGCACUGGACACAUUCGUGUAUAUGACACAUGUGGUAAUCAAACUCACUGUGGCUACAAAAAGCCUCCCAUGACAUGUCUGGUGUUGAUCUGUGAACCUAUUCCUCAUCCAUCAAACAUUGAGGUCCCCUUGGACAGUAAAACGUUCCUCAGUCGUCACAGCCUUGACAUGAAAUUUUCCUAUUGUGAUGAAAGAAUUACAGAGUUGAUGGGGUAUGAGCCAGAAGAACUCCUGGGUCGCUCAAUCUAUGAGUACUAUCAUGCGCUGGAUUCUGAUCAUCUGACCAAAACACAUCAUGACAUGUUCACAAAAGGGCAGGUGACAACAGGACAGUACAGAAUGCUUGCUAAACAAGGUGGCUAUGUCUGGGUUGAAACUCAAGCAACUGUCAUAUACAACACUAAGAAUUCUCAGCCACAGUGCAUAGUGUGUGUAAACUAUGUGUUGAGUGGAAUUGUUCAGAAGGACUUGAUUUUUUCCCUUGGACAAACUGAGUGUAUGCUGAAACCAGUGGAGUCUCCUGAUAUGAAAAUGACCAAAAUAUUCAGCAAAGAUGACCUGGAUGAUACUAACAGCCUAUUUGAAAAACUUAAACAGGAACCAGAUGCUUUAACUGUGCUGGCUCCAGCUGCUGGAGACACAAUUAUCUCUCUAGAUUUCAGCAGUAAUGAGUCUGAUGAACAACAAUGUGAUGAAGUUCCUUUGUAUAACGAUGUAAUGCUCCCCUCAUCCAGUGAGAAAUUGCAGAAUAUAAAUAUGGCAAUGUCCCCACUACCUGCCUCUGAAACUACAAAGCCACUUCGUAGCAAUGCUGAUCCUGCACUCAAUAGAGAAGUUGUAUCAAAGCUGGAGCCAAACACGGAGCCACUCGAACUUUCUUUUACCAUGCCUCAGGUGCAAGAACAACCAACCAGCCCUUCUGAUGCAAGUACCAGCCAAAGUUCACCUGAGCCCAGUAGUCCCAACGACUACUGCUUUGAUGUGGAUAAUGAUAUGGCUAAUGAAUUCAAACUGGAAUUAGUGGAGAAACUCUUUGCAAUAGAUACAGAAGCAAAAAAUCCAUUCUCUACUCAGGAAACUGAUUUAGAUUUGGAGAUGUUGGCUCCUUACAUCCCAAUGGAUGAUGACUUCCAGUUGCGAUCCUUUGAUCAGCUAUCUCCACUGGAAAGCAGUUCUUCUGGCUCUCAAAAUGCAGCCACCAUUACCAUAUUUCAGCAGACUCAGACACCAUCAAGUACUGCUGAUGAAAUAAAACCAGUGACGGAGCAUGUGGAAGAUGUGAAGACACUAAUUGUUCCUUCAUCUCCUGCCCACGUAGUCAAUGAAACGAGUAGUGCCCCAGCGUCACCGUACAGUGGGAACAGGAGUCGAACUGCAUCUCCAAUCAGAGCAGGAAAAGGAACACUGGAUCAGACGGAAAAAUCUUCUCCAGGAGCACCCAGUUUGCUAACAGUCACUCUAAAUAAAAGAUCUACUGCAAUGGAUGAAGAACUAAAUCCAAAGAUGCUAGCUUUGCAUAAUGCUCAGAGAAAACGAAAAAUGGAACAUGAUGGUUCACUUUUUCAGGCAGUUGGAAUUGGGUCUUUAUUCCAGCAGACAGGUGACCGUGGGGGAAAUGCAUCACUGGCUUGGAAACGUGUAAAGGGAUGCAAAACAAAUGGUCAUAACGGAGUGGAGCAAAAGACAAUCAUUCUACUAUCAACUGACAUAGCAAGUAAACUUCUAGGGCAGUCAAUGGAUGAAAGUGGACUACCCCAACUCACGAGUUACGAUUGCGAAGUAAACGCUCCCAUACAAGGCAACAGAAACCUGCUACAGGGUGAAGAACUGCUCAGAGCUCUGGAUCAAGUUAACUGAGCUUUCACAAUAUUUGUUCCUUUUUUGGACACUGGUGAAUCAUCACCUAAAGCAGUCUAUUUAUAUUUUCUAUAUCUGAUUUUAGAAGCCUGGCUACAGCACUAAUUCAGUUAGUUCAGUUUUGAUCCCCUUUCUACUUAUUUUGACAGUCUUUUUAAUAUGUUCUUUACGUAACAAUAACUCAAACUGUAGUGCAUUUUUAUAAUUCUUUGGUACACUUUUAAGUCCAUUACAUUUAAAACACACUUGCAAUAGCAGCUUUGAAAUAUGCACCUGAUUUUAAAAAAAUAUUUAUUUUUUGGCUGGGGAGUUGGUCACCAAAACUUACCAUUAGUAAAAUGUCAACACAGGAAAAACUGGCAAUACUUCCAUCCUGCUCUUAAUAGGUAGUUGGAAGACUUGUGCUCUCUCACUCUUUAUGUUCAAAUAAGUUUUUUAUUUUAAUAGUUUUUAUAAGAAACAACAAUGCUUUGCAGCAGUGCAUUGUAGCCACAAUCGCACAAUAUAUUUUCUUAAAAAAUACCAGCAGUUCCUCAUGCAAUAUAUUCUGCAUUUAUAAAAACUAGUUUUUAAGAAGAAUCUUCUUUUGUUUGCCUAUGAAAUCAUGUUUAAACAUGGAUUAUGUCAUUAUUUUAGUCACGUUGUAAUAUAAAUUGUUCUUAAAUGCUGUCUUUAUGCUUUUGACUGAAAUGAGUGUGGUUAGUCAAAGGAAAGGCUUUAUCUGGAAAGGGCUAGCAGCAUUUUAUUUGGAUACAUUCUCAAUUUAGAGAAAGUUUGAUGUUCUUAAAGUAGUAACUUUGCCAGCUUAAAAAAAAAAAAAUCCCUGCCUGUAGUUGUUGAAGUUAAUGCUAAUAUUGUGUAUGAUCUUAAAUCUAAAUGUUCAGCUUACCCUGUGUGGUAUAGGUGAUAUUUCAAGCAGAUUGUAAAACAUCUUGCAUUGUUAGCGAAGUUUUAUCUAGUACAUCAUUGAGUUGCUCAAUAUUUUGAUGUUUUGGUUUUAUGCACCUUGUUGCUAUUAACAUCCAUAUGUUUUCAUGUAGAUUUCAAUAACUUGAAUAUAUUUAGAAGCCUUUUUAUUUAGAAAUAUAUAGUUGUCACAAACAUCUUAUUUUCCUAUAUGUACUGUACAAAACCUUCAUCCACUCAUUCUUUUGCUCUUUGUGGUUGGAUCUAACACUAACUGUAUUGUUUUCUUACAUCAAUAAACUAUAUGUGGACCAGGCCCCCUUGGGGAGUGUGUUAUCUGACAGAAAUGAGAUAAUUUAUAUUUUUGUUAGUGGUUAUUGUUCAUCCGUGUUCCCUUUUUAACUUAGAGUUGGUUGGAAAUCACUGCUUCCUUAUUUUGAUUGUAACAUCUCUGCGUUAAUUAUUUGAGCCUGUUCAGUACCGAAGUCUCCUAGACAGUGUUGUACUACUGCUCGCCAAAGAUGUUAAACUUCUAAAUCUGUUACCGUGCCAGUUAGCAAACUUGAAAGUGAGGAGACAGCAUAUUUGUGUUACUGUAGAGUGGAAAGAUUCUUCUUUGUGACCAGCUUAAAGGCUUGUCUCUGGAAGCUUUGUCAAGGUAACACUGGAAAGCAGGAAAAUAAAACUCACAGGAGUGAUCAAUUAAAGGUGGAUUUUUAUCACAAAACUGCAUGAUUAGAAAAUUAAGCUGGUACUUGAUUAUAAAGCUUGUUCUAUGUUCUUGUGCUGUUGACUCAGUAACUUUGACUAGGUGACUUCUCAUUGUGUGUCAUAAAACACAAUGCUAUUUACAACCUUGUGAUGUGUAAAUAUGGUCAAGUUAUUCUGUGCAUUCUUCAAACUUGUUUAGAAAAACUUAAUAUAAGAAAUCAAAUAUGGAGUGUCAAAAGAAUUAUUUUGGUUUUAUUUUGGAAGCUUUGGUUUCUUGGGACUCUUCUGAGUCUUUUGAAAUUAAUAUAAUGGUACAUAAGUUUUAAACUGUUCUCUAAAAUUAGUUGCACCAAAACGAGCACUUUUCAAACUGACACAAUUUCAUUAAAUUGAAUGCAGACUAUUAGCUACCAACUGAAAAAAAAAAAAAAGAUAAGGCACUGUUAGCAGAAGACAGCUGCAUAGUUCUUAAAGUUUUGAGUAGAAGUUGCACAGAGGAGAGAGCAUGUAGGUACACUAAGCUACCGCUGAAGCCUUGUGCAGAGAACACUUUGAAUAUAUAUAUACACCUGCUGCUGAAUAUUAAACAUUUUUAAUGCAGCCUUUAAGUGUUCAAAGCUUAAAAAGUUCUCUGGAUAAAAGCAGCAGAACUACUGCCUACCUGCUGUGUGAGGGCUCUUGGAUAGCCUUCUUUCCGUGGCAUCCCUUCCUCUGUCAGCAGUUGAAAGGUUUGAUAGUGAAGUUGCUAAAGGCUUGGGUAAAGCAUCAGCAGUGAGGGGCAUCCCUUACGCUUAGCUUUGCGUGGACUGACAUGGUGCUUCAGUGGGAUAGUGGGGAGAGUCUUGGAAAGGUCCAGGUGGGUCUGGCCUGGCGGGUUAUCCCUAUUCAUCUCCCGAGAGAAACAUCGUACCAUCCUGCUUCAUGCUGUUCUGCUGCUCUCUUGGAGGAGCCUGGCCUGUUUGGAUCUGUUAGUUCCUCUUCAGUGUACUUUAAGAGGGCAGUAAAUAUUCAUGGAGAAAAAUCCAUGUUAAAAAGAGGAGGAAAACUUAAGUCACCCAUGUGAUUUACAUUAUGAGGCUGCUUUAGUCAUCUCUGGUCUUAACGACAGCAGCUGUGGAUUUAAACGAGCUAUGCUUCAUGUAAGAAUCUUCCCAACUCUCACAUUUGUUUUAUUAUAUGUAACAACAAGGCAUAGCACUUGAUUACUGUCCUAGUAAAAGUGACUGAAACAAGGGAUGGAAUGAAUUGCAGUAGCUGUAUUUGUUUACUUUAGAAAAAAAAAAACAAAACCCAAAACCAAACAACCCCAAAACAAAAAAAACCCCACCACCAAACCUCCCAGAGAAAAGUAACAGUAAUUGCUUUAGCCUUGUAAGAGCUUUGCUAAAUGCAGAUGCAAGAUCACAAAAUCUAGAACAUCUUCUAGCUGCUUUGUGGUCCUGGUGGGUUUUGUUGGGUUUGGGUUUUUGUUUUUGUUCUGUUUGGUUGGUUGGUUUUUUGGGGCGGGUUUUGUUUUUUUUUUUUGUGUGUGUAACUAGGAAUACACAGCCUGAUUCUAAAUCUGUUUAGGAUGACAAACUUUUGGAAUACAUUGCUUUCUAAAUGUUUUCUUGGUGAUCUGGAAUAAUUGCUUUGCUGACUUGCUACUUUUUUUUUUUAAUGUUGAGGCACUAUAUUAGAGCAUUUAUUCUUCCCCAUUAGUAAAGAAACAACUGGAGGUAGAUACAGUGUUUCCUUCUGCAUAUGAAAUGUGCUACAUCAUGUGAAAAUGAUGAACUGAGGAGAAUGUAACAAAGUUAGGUUCCGGAAGGUUAUUGUGACCACAGCAGUAGUGAAGCUUACGCCUUCUUUGUGGCAUAGCACAAUUACUGUCCCUACAUAUGGAUUCCAACUGAUGUCUUUAAGUGAUGACUGUUGUUGAUUACCUUUUGUUAAAAGGUAAAGGAAUUUUUAACUCGUACUUAUGAUGACAUCAUUAAUUCCUUUACCUGAAAGUAGUUAUAAUUAACUACAGCUGUUGCUCCCAAGAAGUCACUUGUCCAGUAACUUGAUCUGAGGUGUAACGUACUGAGUAAAUUAAGGUAGCCUGGCAUCCAAAGUAUGGCUUUCUAACAUACCUUCCUCCCAUGUGGGGAGAUAGGCUUGGGCUAUAUUGAUCUUUGGAAACCUCUGGGUGAAAUGGAAACAAUUUACUAUUUAAAUUUCCUUCCCUGUGUGUCUGUGUACACACAUUAAACUCUCCCUAGGUAAUUAUUGAAUUAAAAAAUCACGGAUUAAGGCCAGAAAGAACAACUAAAACCUUACACAUAGCACUAGUGACAAUUUAAGGAUGUCAAAGCUUAUCUUGGAUGAAUUGAUCAGACCUGUUUCCAAUGAAAUACAACUGUAAAAUCAAAAAUGUCUGAUUACUGGUUAAACUAUUACAUAUUUACUACUAAUUUUUCAUUAUUUAAAAAGUUGUUUAAUUAAACAGCUAAACAAUGGUAGCUAAAGGUAGAAACGUGGGCUGUUGCAUCUGUACCUGUUGGCAAGCGUUGUCCCCUGUUACAGUGCUGACUGAGCUGUUCCCUUUGCUGAGCAGUGCUGCAGAAGGUUGGAGCUGUCAGCCAAGCUGGCCGUGCCCGAGGUCAGCCAUCUGCCCCCCCUCCCUGCUGAUUAGCUGCUGCCGAACAAAACGCACACCUCACUCAAAUGUCACUGCACUUAAUGCAUGUUAGUCAAACUGUGAAGGUCCGGCACAAAAAUAAACACUUCAUGGGCCAGGAGUACUCUGUAGGAAGAUCAUUUUCAUAGGAAUUCACAUGAGCUGGGUAACCAGCCUUCAUUAAAAGUACCAUUAGCAAUUAGGCACUUGACUCCCUGGAAAGCUCCAUUCUGGAGAACUGAUUUUUUUGAUUCUAAUUCUAUAAAUGAGCUGUCAUUUUCCUUCUGCUUCCCUGUUUACCUUGAGCAAGUUACCAAAAAGUUAAAAGAGUUUGCUACUGGAUUUAUACAGUAUGGUAGAUUUUGUGAAUAAUAGCAGUAUUCUCUCAUGAAGAAGUGGUAUAUUUUAAUGGAAUUCUUUUUUGGAACCAAGUACAACGUAUUGCAAUUGAUAUUUCUCUUGAAACAUUUUGACAUACUUGUGACUGUAUUUCUUUUUGAUUGUGUAACAGUAUCAAAUUCAAUAAAAGAGAGGGUUUGUUUCUAA
Messenger RNA from Falco peregrinus (peregrine falcon), 8918 nucleotides. RefSeq names its product hypoxia inducible factor 1 subunit alpha (gene HIF1A). NCBI's taxonomy places the organism in Eukaryota, Metazoa, Chordata, Aves, Falconiformes, Falconidae. Bases 1853 to 4111 code for a protein of 752 amino acids. The transcript is spliced from 15 exons. The record is from RefSeq and is a predicted model, not a curated record. Gene Ontology annotation, molecular function: DNA-binding transcription factor activity, RNA polymerase II-specific; protein dimerization activity; RNA polymerase II transcription regulatory region sequence-specific DNA binding. Gene Ontology annotation, cellular component: nucleus. Gene Ontology annotation, biological process: regulation of transcription by RNA polymerase II; cellular response to hypoxia.